AACUGCGAUAAUUUGCUUUGGUUGGUGGUACAAGCUAUCUUCAGUUCUGUUUCUGGUAUUUAUUGAGGAAACUCAAGUUGAAAAAAGCGAAACAAUUACCUGUUUCCUUCGUCGAAAAAUUAAAGCUUUGUUUGGUUCGUUGUGAUUGUUAUUUUCGCCCGCGUAGAAGUAUCCAGUCAGCAUUCAAAUAUGUCGGACAGCGAAGAUAGUAAUUUUUCUGAUAGGAAAGAAGCUCUUAGUGAUGCAGAAAGUUCGGAAAACGACUCCGGCGACCGUAAUCACAAAGCAGUAAGCAAAAAACUUGCAAAAAAAGACAAAUCAAAGAAAAAGAAGAAAAGGGAUAAGGGUAAUAAGAAAAGUAAACGGCAUAAAGGUAGUGAUUCUGAAGAAGAGGAAGAAGAUGAUGAAGAAAUUGAAGAGGAAGAAGAUGAGGAAGACGAGGAAGAAGUUAAAGGAGGAAGAAAGCGAAAGAAAAGUGAUCGGUUUGGGGGUUUCAUCUUAGAAGAAGCAGAAGUUGAUGAUGAGGUUGAAGAUGAGGAAGAAUGGGAAGAUGGAGCCGAGAACUAUGGGGUAGUAGGAAACGAAGUUAAUGAAAUGGGGCCUACAGCCAGAGAAAUUGAUGGCAGUCGCAGGCGGCAACAAAUGUGGGAUAGUUCCAAAGAAGAAGAAGUAGAAGAAUAUUUUCGGAAAAAGUACGCUGAUGAAGCUACAGUAACCAGUCACUUCGGAGAUGGAGGUGAAGACAUGACUGAUGAAAUAACUCAGCAAACUCUUCUACCAGGAGUCAAAGAUCCAAAUCUCUGGAUGGUCAAGUGCCGAUUAGGAGAGGAAAAACAAACGGUUUUCCAACUGAUGCGAAAAUUCAUCGCGUACCAGUUCACUGAAGAACCUUUGCAGAUUAAAUCGAUCGUGGCUCCUGAAGGAGUCAAGGGAUAUAUCUAUGUUGAAGCUUUCAAACAAACCCAUGUGAAGCAGGCUAUUGAUGGCAUUGGUAGCCUUCGGAUGGGUCUCUAUGCCCAGCAAAUGGUCCCAAUCAAGGAAAUGACGGAUGUUUUACGAGUUGUUAAAGAACAGAGUGUAAUGAAACCUAAAUCCUGGGUUCGCCUGAAACGAGGAAUUUUCAAAGAUGAUAUAGCUCAAGUGGAUUAUGUAGACGUAGCACAAAACCAAGUGCACCUGAAGUUGAUUCCACGCAUUGAUUACAGCAGACCUCGUGGGGCACUGCGCACAGCCCAGUCUGAUGCAGAGGCAAAAAAGAAAAGAAAAAUUCGUCCACCUCUAAAACUUUUUGACCUGGAAGCUAUUAGGGCAGUUGGCGGCGAGGUAACGAGUGAUGGUGAUUUUCUCAUUUUUGAAGGGAACCGAUACUCCCGUAAAGGUUUUCUUUACAAAAAUUUCUCAACCACCGCCAUCCUCGCCGAUGGUGUUAAACCUACUUUGAUCGAACUCGAGCGCUUUGAGGAGGCCGUUGAAGGAGUUGAUCUAGCAGUUCGUAUUGUGUCAGGAAAAGAGGAAGCAACACAUAAUUUUGCCACGGGAGAUGCAGUCGAAGUAUGCGAGGGUGAACUUAUUCAUCUCCGUGGUAAAAUCGUGGCUAUCGAUGGCAACAAAAUCACAGUGAUGCCAAAGCAUGAAGAUCUCAAGGACCCUUUGGAGUUUCAGGCUCAUGAAUUGAAGAAGUAUUUUUCAAUGGGUGACCAUGUCCGAGUGAUCGCUGGUCGCUACGAGAAUGAUACUGGGCUAAUCGUUCGUGUCGAAGAUAAUAUGGUUGUUCUUUUUUCCGAUCUUACCAUGCAUGAACUGAAAGUUCUACCAAGAGAUCUUCAGUUGUGCUCUGAUAUGGCAACAGGCGUUGAUUCAAUGGGUCAGUACCAAUGGGGAGAUCUGGUUCAACUGGACGCCCAAUCAGUUGGUGUCAUUGUUCGAUUAGAAAGGGAGAAUUUCCAAGUACUCAACAUGCAUGGAAAAGUCGUAGCAGUUCGACCACAAGCAUUACAGCGCCGCAAGGAGAAUCGCCAAGCCGUAGCUCUGGAUUCCGAACAAAAUACGAUACAACGAAAGGAUAUCGUUAAGGUUAUCGAUGGUCCCCAUUCCGGCCGUCAGGGAGAAAUACGCCACCUUUACCGUAACUUUGCAUUCCUCCACUCCCGGAUGAUGCUAGAAAAUGGUGGAAUUUUCGUCUGUAAAACUCGUCACCUUGUAUUGGCUGGUGGUAGUAAAGGAGCUUCGAGUUCACCAGCAAUAUCCGGUAUGGGCUACAUGUCGCCCAGGAUUUCGUCACCCAUGCACCCAAGUGGUGGAGGUGGAAGAGGUGGUGGACGCGGCGGGGGUGGUGGUGGUGGUGGUGGUCGAGGAGGCGGUGGCGGACGUGGAGGCGGUGGCGGAUUUGGAAGAGGUGGCGGAAGAAUUGGGCGGGAUCGAGAUUUAAUUGGCAAAACCAUUAAAGUAACGCAAGGGCCAUACAAAGGUCAUAUAGGCAUUGUCAAGGAUGCUACAGAUUCAACGGCCCGUGUUGAAUUACAUUCUAAAUGCCAAACAGUAUCAGUCGAUCGAACUCGAAUUGCAGUUGUGGGAGGACCUUCCAAAUCUGGUGCUGUGUCUACCUAUAGCCAAACUCCUGCGUCGCAAGGUGAAGGUCGUGACACCCCUAUGUAUGCUUCUGGCUCCCGCACGCCGAUGUAUGGUUCACAAACUCCGCUAUACGAUGGCUCACGUACUCCUCAUUAUGGCGGCAUGACACCAUCUCAUGAUGGAUCCCGCACACCUGGGCAAUCCGGAGCUUGGGAUCCAACUGUUACCAACACUCCUGCUCGGUCCACCGAUUAUGGAGACUUGGAUAACUGGGAUGAUCAAUCUCCAUCUCCUGCAUACAACCCUGCAACUCCUGGAUCAGCCUACCAUGUGGACACUCCACAAGGACCCUAUACCCCACACACACCAGGCACAUCGUACGGUUCAGAUCAUACGUAUUCUCCCUACCAACCCAGUCCAAGUCCAGCACCGUAUCAAGCAUCUCCAAGCCCAUCAGGUUAUGCUCCUACCCCUAGCCCCAGUACAGGCUUGCCAUUCCAUCCAUCGCCUGGGAUGGCUUCAAGUUAUACAUCACCAUCUCCAAUGAGCUAUAGUCCCAUGACGCCUGGUGUAGCACCGUCACCGCUUAAUCCUCAAACACCAGGAGCGGGAAUGGAUUCUUUAUCCUCCCAGGAUUGGUAUACCACCGAUAUAGAGGUGCGUUUUAAGGAUUCCAAUAAUGAUAAAGGACUUUCAGGACAGAGCGGCGUGAUUCGAGGUAUAUCUGGAGGAAUGUGUUCUCUUUUUCUACCGGCUGAAGAUCGCGUUGUAACAGUUGCUGGCGAGCUAUUAGAGCCAAUCGUGCCAGUCCGGAAAGAUCGAGUCAAGAUUAUUCUCGGAGAAGAGCGCGAAAGCACAGGUCAGUUGUUAUCCAUCGACCAUCAAGAGGGGGUUGUUAAACUGGAUUCAGGCGAUGUGAGAAUGUUCCAGUUGCGGUUCCUUUGUAAGAUGAAGGUUCGCUAAAGGGUUCUAGCUCCGUGCACCGUCGGGCUUCAUUUGAAAGAGAAAAUAUUUCACCUUCAUUGGGCUAAAAACACUGUAGUUUUGAUGAGUUAUGCUGACGAGGAAACUUCAGAGUGAAACGCCAAUCGUUUUCAUGUCACUGCUUGAAAUAGUACGGAUGAAUACAUGAAGUUUUCGAAUACGGA
Daphnia magna is the source of this 3719-nucleotide messenger RNA. It is a transcript of the gene Spt5, whose product is annotated as transcription elongation factor SPT5. Gene Ontology annotation, biological process: regulation of DNA-templated transcription elongation; regulation of transcription by RNA polymerase II; transcription elongation-coupled chromatin remodeling. The record is from RefSeq and is a predicted model, not a curated record. Gene Ontology annotation, molecular function: protein binding; mRNA binding. The transcript has 8 exons. Lineage: Eukaryota; Metazoa; Arthropoda; Branchiopoda; Diplostraca; Daphniidae. Bases 190 to 3534 code for a protein of 1114 amino acids. Gene Ontology annotation, cellular component: DSIF complex.